This is a messenger RNA of Eurytemora carolleeae, 2589 nucleotides long. RefSeq names its product trichohyalin. The coding region runs from base 396 to 2222 and encodes 608 amino acids. The record is from RefSeq and is a predicted model, not a curated record. The transcript has 17 exons. Lineage: Eukaryota; Metazoa; Arthropoda; Copepoda; Calanoida; Temoridae.
AUAAACAGGUUGAAGUAUUAUUGUGUAAAGAUCCUCAGCAGGAUAAAGUUAAACAUCUCGUCCAGGAAAUUGAGAAACAGCGGGACCGGUACAAGGAUCAAGUGCAAACCUUGAUACAACAACUUAAAUCUGAUUCAAUACAACCCAGAUUUCUGAGUACAAAUGAACCAGUGUACAACAACAACAGCAAGCCUGUACAACAGCAAACUAGUACGGGCAGCUUUGUACCGCGUGUUGAAAAUUCGCAAUCUAAUGAUGUACAUUCAGCUAGUCAAUUACGUACAACAAUCCAGUCUAAAAGUACAAUACAAGGGGCCAGGGGUAUUAACGAAGGGACCAGGGAUGGAAAAGGGAGUGUUCAAGCUGACAAGGAUGUAUUCCUGGAUAAAGGAAAGAUGGAUAUGAUUCGAAAUGAACUCUCCAGAAAGCAGGAUGAACUGACCCUAAGCAAGCUAGAGGUCACAAACCUGCGCGCAGAGCUUAUGGACUGUCUUGCACAACUUCAGAGGGGUGGAGAGAAGGGUACUCAAACCUCACCGCGAAACCAACUGGCGGAGAAAGAGAUGAUAAAGGCGGAAAAAGCUAAGCUUGAGGCGGAAUCUCUCCAGCUUGCGGCGGACCAGGACAGACUAAAGGUUGAGAGAUUCAGAAUUGAGGCGGAAAGAGAUAUUCUUCUGAAAGAAAGAUCUAGUCUAGAGAUACAGAGGGAGAGAUAUCUCCAAGAGAUGAGAUCCUCAAGAGAUAAACAAGAUGGCAGAGUUCAUGUUACAGAGAUUAAUAAAUCUAAAUCAUCUCCAAACCUUCCAUCAACGGCGUCAGGUGGUAGAGAAGUUAGAAGUGUAGGUGGUGGUCCUGAAAGUGAAGGUGGAGUUGUUGGAGGUCCAGGAAGUGUACAUGACCUAUGUGAACGGGAACUAGCUGGAGUACACCGUACUGCUGCUGGACUCCAGAGUAAGAUUGUUCAUUUAGAGAAGCUACUGGAGAACACAGAAAAUGCUUUGAAGAUAAAUCAGAACCAGAAUGCUGAGAAUAGUAAACGAUGUUAUGAGCAGAGUUCUCAAAUACUUCAGCUGAAGAACGCUGUUAGUCAGGCCAACAUUACUGGAGACCAGCUCAGGGCUAAACUGGACAAGAAGGAAGAUCUGGUGCGCAGGCUCUUGGAUGAAAAAACCUCGGCAUUGGACAAGGAGCGCUCCACACGGGACAAAUUGGCGGAGCUUGAAAAGGAUCUCUCAUCUAGGAGAAGAAAAAUUGAAGAGACAGAGAAUGAAAUUGAAAGAUUAAAAAGAAUUGAAAAGGAUGAGGUGGAUCAUAGGGAGAGGGAGGUGAGAAGCGUUAAGGAGAGAGAGAAGAGGAUAAAGGAGAAGGAGAAGAGGAUUGAGGAAAAGGAGAAGGAGUUUAGAAGGAUGAAGGAUGAAUGGAGUAGAUCAGAUGAAACAUCGAAGAAGAUUUCUUCAGAGAACUCAUCCCUGAAGGAAGAGUAUUCUAGGUUGGAUGUUGAGUAUAAGGAGAAGGUUCGGGAGAACCAAGACAAGGCUGAUGAAAUCAAUAUUCUUAAGAUAGAACUGCAAAAGUAUAUUACAGAGGUUCGGAGGAUAGAGGCUGUAUUAGAGGACAAGGAGAAGGACAGGAGGAGGAUUCUUAUUCAGUUCGAGGAACUUUCAAGGGAAAACCAUGAAACAGAGACGAUAAACAGAACCCUAGAGAUGCAAACAGAUAAUCUGGUUCUUGAAAUCAAAGCCAAACAGUCGGACUUAGAGGCUGCUAAGGCCCGAUGUGAAGGACUAGAUAAAUAUGUUGAAGAGGUUCUCCGACAAAAUGAACAAUUUAGAACUCAGAUAAUCACACUCAAUGCAAAGGUUGAUAUGUUGACUGCAGACCUUCAGGACAACAGGAUAGCUAGAGAUAGUGUACUUACUGACCUUGAUGGAGUCAAUGAGCUAGCGGUCAAACUAAACUCUGAUAAGGUUGAUUUGCUGCAUAGGAUUGGAACACAAAACGCUGAGGUUGAGACACUCCAAGGGGAGCUCGUCAAGUUAAGAGAGGAGUUGUUGCGGGCUAUGGCAAAUCUAGAGGAUGAACGGCACAGAGGUCGAACAUUACAAAACCUCGUUAUAUCCACACAGUCUGCAGAGACAAGGGAGACAGUGAUAAAGGAAGUAGAAGAAGAAUUAAACCAGAACUAUAAUUACGAACGAUCUCAACAUUCGGACAAUAAAUAAUAUGAUAAUGAGAUUUUUCUAAUUAUUCUACAAAACCCUAAACGUUAAAGGGACUGUAAGCGAAAUUUUAAGUGACCCUUCAUGCGAAGAUCGCAAAACCCAAAUUUAAAUGGUGUACUUUUAACCUCAAUCUGAUCAAGAAUGUGGAAGAUAUCGUUGUUUUUUUCUGAACUUGGCAUAUUUUUCUGGAAACUAUAAAAGCUUAACCCCUUGGAUAAAUUGAUUAAAUCUCAUUUCAUUUACUAGUCCUAUUUCUCCUGUUUAAACCUAGAUUAAGGGUGAUACUAUGCACUUUUUUUAAUGAAAUCCAUGUUGUGCCAAUCCCAACUUUUAUUCGAUUCAAGUCUUAAAUAAAUCUGAGACAAUU